AUGGACGCUAAGAUUAAUGGGUCUGUCGACGCGGCGGCGGAGCCGACAGCGAACAGCGUGUUCGGCAGCCCUCCGGCAGCGCACUGCGAUCACAUCGCACCUUCGACGACCGCGCCGGAGGCCAAUUUAGGCCGCCACCUCGCGCGCCGCCUCGUGCAGGUGGGUGUCCACGACGUGUUCUCCGUCCCCGGCGACUUCAACCUCACCCUCCUCGACCACCUCAUCGCCGAACCCGGCCUCCGCCUCGUCGGCUGCUGCAACGAGCUCAACGCCGGGUACGCCGCCGACGGCUACGCCCGCGCCCGGGGUGUCGGAGCGUGCGUAGUCACUUUCACCGUAGGCGGCCUCAGCGUGAUCAACGCCAUCGCAGGCGCCUACAGCGACAACCUCCCAGUAAUCUGCAUCGUCGGAGGCCCCAAUUCCAACGACUACGGCACCAACCGCAUUCUCCACCACACCAUCGGCCUCCCCGACUUCUCGCAGGAACUCCGCUGCUUCCAGACCGUCACUUGCUACCAGGCGGUGGUGAACAACCUCGAGGACGCUCACGAACUCAUCGACACCGCCAUCUCCACCGCGCUCGAGGAGAGCAAGCCCGUCUAUAUCAGCAUCAGUUGCAACCUCGCCGCUGUUCCUCAUCCCACAUUUAGCCGCCGGCCCGUCCCCUUUUCGAUCGCCCCAAAGUUGAGCAACGAGAUGGGUCUGGCGGCGGCGGUGGAGGCGACGGCGGAGUUCCUGAACAAGGCGGUGAAACCGGUGAUCAUCGGCGGGCCCAAUAUCCGCGUCGCGAAGGCCGGGAACGCCUUCAUGGAGUUGGCGGACACGUGCGGCUACCCAAUCGCGGUGAUGCCGUCGGCGAAGGGGAUGGUGCUGGAGCACCACCCCCGGUUCAUCGGCACCUACUGGGGCGCCGUCAGCACGGCGUUCUGCGCCGAGAUCGUGGAGUCCGCCGACGCAUACAUUCUCGUCGGCCCGAUCUUCAACGACUUGACCUCCGUGGGAUACACGUUGCUUCUCAAGAAGGAGAAGGCCAUCGUGGUGCAACCGGAUCGCGUGGUGGUGGCCAACGGUCCCGCCUUCGGCUGCGUGCUCAUGAACGACUUCCUCCGGAUGCUCGCCAAGCGGCUGGAGAAGAACACCACCGCCUACGAGAACUACCGACGUAUCUUCGUCGCGGACGGAAUGCCUUUAAAGUGUGCGCCAGAGGAGCCUCUGCGGGUGAACGUGCUGUUCCAGCACAUACAAAAGAUGCUCUCCGGCGACACCGUCGUCAUCGCCGAGACCGGCGACUCCUGGUUUAACUGCCAAAAGCUGAAGCUCCCGGAAGGCUGCGGGUACGAGUUCCAGAUGCAAUACGGAUCCAUCGGUUGGUCGGUCGGCGCAACUCUGGGCUAUGCGCAGGCCGCGAAGGGGAGGAAGCGUGUCAUCGCCUGCAUCGGCGACGGAAGCUUUCAGAUGACGGCGCAGGAUGUGUCGACGAUGCUGAGGUGCGGGCAGAACAGCAUCAUCUUCCUCAUCAACAACGGCGGCUACACGAUCGAAGUGGAGAUCCACGACGGGCCGUACAAUGUCAUCAAGAACUGGGACUAUGCUGCCCUGGUCGACGCCAUCCACAACGGAGACGGCGAGUGUUGGACCACCAAGGUGCGCUACGAGGAGGAGCUGAAGGAAGCGAUCGCGACGGCGCUGGGCCCGAAGCAGGACUGCCUGUGCUUCAUAGAGAUCAUCGUGCACAGGGACGACACCAGCAAAGAGGUGCUCGAGUGGGGCUCCAGGGUUGGCUUCGCCAACAGCAGGCCGCCAAAUUCUCAAUAAUCUUAAUAAAGCUCGAAGUGGGUCCAAGAAUUUGCUCAAAUAAUCUAGCUAUUUUAUGGCUUCAUCAGAUAAAUAAAAAUAAUGCAUGAUAUUUUAUAUCUUAACUAUAGUUCUAUAAUAUG
Zingiber officinale is the source of this 1937-nucleotide messenger RNA. Its product is annotated as pyruvate decarboxylase 1-like. The transcript has 6 exons. NCBI's taxonomy places the organism in Eukaryota, Viridiplantae, Streptophyta, Magnoliopsida, Zingiberales, Zingiberaceae. The record is from RefSeq and is a predicted model, not a curated record. The coding region runs from base 1 to 1815 and encodes 604 amino acids. Gene Ontology annotation, molecular function: thiamine pyrophosphate binding; magnesium ion binding; carboxy-lyase activity.